Molecule: messenger RNA, 1468 nt
Organism: Candidula unifasciata
Lineage: Eukaryota; Metazoa; Mollusca; Gastropoda; Stylommatophora; Geomitridae
Source: the annotation of a GenBank genome assembly
GCAAGUUACUAUGACUACAGGGGCAUCUCAUCCUGCAGGGAACCAUUCAGCAGGCUCUGAGUCCAUUCCUUAUACUAUGGAAUCCUCCCUGCCGGAUAUUCUACAUUCGCACAUGGUGCCUCGUAUACCGCCUGCACGGCCCAACCAACACAGACAUCACCGGAGUAGAAAUCGGCGGAAUGAAGAGGGAUCAAGUGCAGGGAACAGGCAUCGGCCGAGGACUCAUUCAGACAGGACAGGCAGGCACCAGGUGCCUUCUUCAAGAACUCAGUCUUCUUCUUCAUCCCAGACACAGGAGAACUCUUGUAAAGAGCCGUGUGUCAAGUGUGUUGUUACGGUAACAUCCUUCCGAUGGGUCCUGAUUGUUCUAUCUGUACUUGGAGUAUCGUGUGUUACUGCUGGCAUAGUUUUGGCGGCUCUGCAUCCAGCAGUGGGCACCAGUCUCCUGUACCUUUCUGUGAUGUUUAUUGGGUUAGGUGUUCUUCUUGUCAUUGUUGUGGGAGUCGGAUGGAAGUGCACACCAAGAGGGCAUGAGCCAUUGCAUGCUCUGUUUGGUAUUGGGAACUUCCGACAUCAUCGGCGCACUAGAGAAGGUCGGCAUGGUCGAUACAGACAUCGGGACAGAAAUUGGUUUGGAGGAAUGCUAUAUCCGGAGUUUCAGUACCGACGUCCACCACCAUCGUAUGCAGCUUCAAUGCAGGAUUACCAGACUCAGGUAUCACAAGAACAAGAUGACAAUAGUUUGCCCAGUUCCCCGCCUCCUUCGUAUCGUUCCAGAGCUUCCACUGCUCACUCAGGGAUUCACAUGGCGUUCCCCCAUAACCUGGACGGGGACCACCCAAACUCCAGACCACCGACAUACAGGUCUCGAGCCCCAUCUCGACGGCCAUCGAUCCCACAAGAAGUUGGAUCUGAUCAAACUGUUUUGGAGAGCGAGCAUGAAAACGGAGUGCCCCGGGAUAUUUCAUUUUUGGGGUCUUCCCAUGUACAAAUCUCUUCAGAUGGUGAGCAGACAAGCAGAGUUAUAGUAUCUUCUGCUUCUCCUUCCUAUUCACACAUUCCACUAUCAGAGUUAGCAACAAAAGAAAUGCCUUCAGACCAAUUCACUUCUUCCAUGCAAGAUUCCUCGAUGCCUUCUGUCUCGCAAGUCUAUACAGUGCCUUUAAGAAGAAGCAACCAAAGUGAUGUUCAUAACAGAGACACACACCUCAGUACUCCUAACUUAAAUUCAGAUUUAACUCUUUCUGCAUCAUUACAAGUAAAUCAGCACGGUUCAACAACAGACAGCCACAGUGCUCAAAGACAGCCGAGCCAUCACCAGCGGAUGGCAUCUGAAGACCGACAUGUUCUGGAACAAACAUUGCAGUCGUUAGAAGAGCAUAUGAAUGAGAGUACGGGAAUUACGAAUGAAGGUGCCAGUUUUGAUGAGCAAGAUCGAGUGGUACAUCAUGUGAACACAUAUUUAUAA